Messenger RNA from Solea senegalensis (Senegalese sole), 1001 nucleotides. Its product is annotated as stomatin-like. The coding region runs from base 46 to 624 and encodes 192 amino acids. Lineage: Eukaryota; Metazoa; Chordata; Actinopteri; Pleuronectiformes; Soleidae. Gene Ontology annotation, cellular component: plasma membrane. The transcript has 3 exons. The record is from RefSeq and is a predicted model, not a curated record.
UUUUGUCAUAUUUGUGUUCCUAUCACUCCAGCAAAAAAGCCAGUCAUGUUGGUAAAAACAGUCUCUUCAUCAUCAUUUUUCCUCUUUGUGCAGAUCCUGACCAAAGACUCAGUGACCGUCUCUGUGGACGGCGUGGUGUACUUCCGCAUUCACUGUCCAAUUUCAGCGGUGGCCAAUGUGAGUAACGCUCACUCAUCGACGCGUCUGCUCGCUCAAACCACCCUGAGGAACGCACUCGGCACCAAAAACCUGUCGGAGCUGCUGUCUGACAGAGAGGGCAUAUCUCUCAGUAUGCAGGAAUCCCUGGAUGAAGCCACUGAUCCGUGGGGCAUUAAAGUGGAGCGUGUGGAGAUCAAGGAUGUGAAGUUACCCCAGCAGCUGCAGAGAGCCAUGGCAGCUGAGGCGGAGGCCAGCCGCGAGGCCAGAGCCAAGAUCAUUGCUGCAGAAGGUGAGAUGAAGGCGUCCCGCGCUCUGAAAGAAGCCUCUCUGGUGAUCGCCGAGGCUCCUUCUGCUCUCCAGCUGCGAUACCUGCAGACGCUCAACGCCAUCGCGGCAGAGAAGAACUCCACCAUCAUCUUCCCUCUGCCCAUAGAUAUGCUGCAGAGUUUCAUGCCGAGCAAGUGACGAGUGAAUCCUGUGAGGGUUGUUAUUUUGCACUGAUAUUAUAUUAUAUUAUAAUGUUAUUACAAGAACCUGCCACUUUAUUAGGUACACAGGACAGCUCACUGAAACACGUGGCACCUGUGUUCUGCUGCUGAGGCCGAGCUGCUUUGAAGGUUUGACAUGUUGUGCGUUCAGGACCCUCCGUCGUUGUGAGUCUGACGUCUGGAAUCAACAAUGCACUUUUACAGAGAGUGAUUUGACGUCACUCUGAAUUAGAGCUGAAACAAUUACUCGAUUAAUCGAUUGCUAAAUUAAUCGUCAACAAUUUUGAUAGUCGAUUAAUCGGUGUGAAGCUUUUUUCAUUAUUAAAGCAACGAUUUCUGAUUGGUUCAGCUUCU